Molecule: messenger RNA, 1457 nt
Organism: Phacochoerus africanus (Common warthog)
Lineage: Eukaryota; Metazoa; Chordata; Mammalia; Artiodactyla; Suidae
Gene: SPATA22
Product: spermatogenesis associated 22
Exons: 9
Coding region: 227-1318 (363 amino acids)
Biological process (GO): regulation of meiotic cell cycle; meiotic DNA repair synthesis; gamete generation
Source: RefSeq, a predicted model, not a curated record
UUCUCCACCCCGCCCGGCCUGGAAGCCGUGGCGUCUGCGCCUGCGCGUCAGCAACGUGGGCGGGUGCGCAUGCGUACGGCGCCACGCCUGCGCUUUUUCAGAGGCGGGAAGGGAGCGGCGGUUGCUGACUGAGCUGCUUCGGUAACGGUCGACUGAGGUUUAGUCAACCUCAUGUUGUAAAGUUGGAGUGCUAAAGAAAAAGUUAUAGACUUUGAUAUUGAAGGAAAUGAAGAGAAACCUAAAUGAAAAUUCAGCUCGAAGUACAGCAGGCUGUUUGCCUGUACCAUUGUUCAAUCAGAAAAAGAGAAAUAGACAGCCAUUAACAUCCAGUCCACUUAAAAAUGAUCCAGGUAUCAGUACUGCUUCUGACAGUUAUGAUUUCCCUCCUCUACCAACAGAUUGGGCCUGGGAAGCUAUGAAUCCAGAGUUGCCUCCUUUAAGGAAACCAGUGAACACAGGGCAAAUACCGCUUUCAGUUUCUCAUCCCCUGAGAAAUCAAGAUUCUGGGUCUAUAUCUAUUCAAUCAAAUGCUGAAAGAAGCAAGAGUGGUUGGAGCUACACAGAUGGCAACAAAAAUACCAGUUUAAAAACUUGGGAUAAAAGUGAUUUUAAGCCUCAUUUUAAAAGAACAAAUGUAAUGUCAGAUAGUGGAAUAAAUUCUUAUCCAAAGAAUUUGGGAGCUCAACGACAGAAACAAUUGAGAGUAUCUGAAUCUACUAACUUAUCUCACCAAAGAGAAAGUGAAUUACUCAGACAAAGACAUUCAUCAGAAAUAUCUGGCACCACAAUGAGAAGUCUAGACAAAAACAGUGCAUUACAGGCAUUUAAGCCCAGUUUGCAACAAAAUCAAUUUAAGAAAAAAACGUUGGAUGGUUUUCCGGAAGAAAAUGCCCUCAAGGAAGCCCCAUCAUACCAGUUAAAGCCUAAGGAAAAGGAUAAUUCUUUAAGAAUUAUAUCUGCAGUUAUUGAAAGCAUGAAGUAUUGGCGUGAACAUGCACAGAAAACUGUACUUCUUUUUGAAAUAUUAGCUGUUCUCGAUUCAGCUGUUACACCUGGCCCACAUUGCUCAAAGAAUUUUCUUAUGAGAGAUGGGAAAAGUACUCUGCCUUGUGUAUUCUACGAAAUAGAUCGUGAACUUCCAAGACUGAUUAGAGGCCGAGUUCAUAGGUGUGUUGGAAACUAUGACCAGAAAAUGAAUAUUUUCAAAUGUGUUUCUGUCAGACCAGCAUCUGUUUCUGAACAAAAAACUUUCCAAGCAUUUGUUAAAAUUGUAGAUACUGAAAUGAGAUAUUAUACUAAUGUAAUGAAUGAAAUUUAAGUAGUGACGAAGGCAGUUUAAAUAGUAUAAAUUGAAAGCAGCAUUUAUCUGUUAUUGUUUAAACUACUGUCUACAUGGUUCUAUGGCUACUGUUUUUCUGUAUUUCACUUGUUAAAUUAAAAUAUUUAAAUCAUUUUAA